GUUGCAACUACAGUCAUCAUUUCACUUUAUAUGUGUACUUCUUUCUCUCUUUCCCUCUCAAUGGAACAUCAGUCCAAUCCAUGGCAUCAGUCCAGACCGAAAAGAAAAAAAAGAAAUCCAUGGCAUCAUCAGAGCUCAGCAAAUAAUGAAAACCAGCUCAACCUAGAGCUCGGACUUGAGCCAUGUUCAUCAUCCUCAUCAUCAUCACCCCCAUCACCUCAGACUCUUACUAUGCCUGGAAAGGGCAACAAGCUUUACUCGUGCAACUUCUGCCAGAAGAAGUUUUAUAGCUCACAAGCUCUCGGGGGUCACCAGAACGCGCACAAGCUCGAGCGGACCCUAGCCAAGAAGAGCAGGUGCUCUGCCGUGAAACAUCAUGCGGCGACUUCAUGUGGUCAUCAUGGACGGCCAUCUCUUCAACCUGUGGUUUUUGAGAAUCAGCCACACUUGGCCAGGCUUGCUGGGGAUGAUACGAGGUAUGCUGGGAUCAAUCUGAUGAAUUGUCCAUCUUGGUCUCAAGGGUACAUCGAUGUACCUGAUGAUGAAGGGGAUCUCCAGGAGGAUUUUAGCCAGCUCGAUUUGUCGUUAAGGCUUUGAUAUGCAAGAUUGGAGACGUGUAAUAAUCCGAGAACACCGAUCAACACGUCUCUAGACAUACAAGUGAAGAUCUCGUUUGAGGGAUUGGAGGUUUGUGGGGUUUUGAGCUUAUUUCUUGACGUUAUUUUACGUAUGUGCAGAUCUCAUUUACUGAGAAGUUAGUAGUUCUGCAUAGACUUACUUUCGGGCUAAUUUACUUAAUUUAUAUGGUAAUUGCUGUAGAAUCAUAGAUAUGGUUUCUAG
This is a messenger RNA of Rhodamnia argentea, 840 nucleotides long. RefSeq names its product zinc finger protein 3-like. Lineage: Eukaryota; Viridiplantae; Streptophyta; Magnoliopsida; Myrtales; Myrtaceae. The record is from RefSeq and is a predicted model, not a curated record. Bases 31 to 597 code for a protein of 188 amino acids. Gene Ontology annotation, biological process: negative regulation of abscisic acid-activated signaling pathway. The transcript has a single exon.